Molecule: messenger RNA, 2562 nt
Organism: Cygnus atratus (black swan)
Lineage: Eukaryota; Metazoa; Chordata; Aves; Anseriformes; Anatidae
Gene: SLITRK4
Product: SLIT and NTRK like family member 4
Exons: 1
Coding region: 49-2562 (837 amino acids)
Biological process (GO): axonogenesis; regulation of presynapse assembly; positive regulation of synapse assembly
Cellular component (GO): glutamatergic synapse; membrane
Molecular function (GO): protein binding
Source: RefSeq, a predicted model, not a curated record
UCUUUAUCUUUGUUCAGGAGCCUAAGGUUGCUUGCUGAUCACAAGAAGAUGUUUCUGUGGCUCUUUCUGGUUCUGUCAUCUCCAGUUUCUUCUACAACUGCAGAUGCUGAUAUAUCUGUGGAAAUUUGCAAUGUUUGCUCCUGUGUGUCAGUUGAGAAUGUACUUUAUGUCAACUGUGAGAAGGUUGCAGUCUACAGACCAAAUCAGCUUAAACCACCAUGGUCUAAUUUUUACCACCUAAACUUUCAAAACAACCUGCUAAUUAUUCUAUAUCCAAAUACCUUUCUUAAUUUCACACAUGCAGUGUCCUUGCAAUUGGGUAAUAAUAAGUUACAGAACAUUGAGGGAGGGGCCUUUAUGGGUCUUAGUGCAUUAAAACAGUUGCACUUGAACAACAAUGAAUUAAAGAUUCUCCGAGCUGACACUUUCCUGGGCAUAGAGAACUUGGAGUAUCUCCAAGCUGACUACAAUUUAAUCAAGUUUAUUGAACGGGGAGCCUUUAAUAAGCUUCACAAGCUGAAAGUCCUCAUCCUUAAUGACAAUCUGAUUUCAUUCCUUCCCGAUAAUAUUUUUCGAUUUGCUUCUCUAACCCAUCUGGAUAUACGAGGGAAUCGAAUACAGAAGCUUCCAUACAUUGGAGUCCUGGAACACAUUGGGCGAAUUGUCGAAUUACAGCUGGAAGACAACCCCUGGAAUUGUACUUGUGAUUUGUUGCCCUUGAAAGCAUGGCUGGAGAACAUGCCCUAUAAUAUCUACAUUGGAGAAGCUAUCUGUGAAACUCCCAGUGACUUGUAUGGAAGGUUGCUGAAAGAAACCAACAAGCAAGAGCUGUGCUCCAUGGGGACAGGGAGUGAUUUUGACGUGCGUGUUCUACCUCCCUCGCAGCUGGAGCCUGGUUACAGCACACCGAAUGGCCACACGACUCAAACAUCAGUGCACAGAUUAGUCACAAAGCCUCCGAAGACUACAAAUCCUUCAAAGAUCUCGGGGAUAGUAGCUGGCAAAGCGCUGUCUAAUCGCAAUCUCAGUCAAAUUGUAUCUUAUCAGACCAGGGUGCCUCCUUUAACUCCUUGCCCAGUCCCCUGCAUUUGCAAAACACAUCCUUCAGACUUGGGAUUAAGUGUAAAUUGCCAAGAAAGAAAUAUAGAGUCAAUGGCUGAACUCCUACCAAAACCUUUAAAUGCCAAGAAAUUGCACGUAAAUGGCAACUAUAUUAAGGAUGUGGACACUACAGAUUUCAUUGAGUUUGAGGGGCUAGAUUUACUACAUUUAGGCAGCAAUCGGAUUUCGGUGAUCAAAGGAGAAGUUUUCCGCAACCUUACAAAUUUACGGAGAUUGUAUCUCAAUGGCAAUCAGAUUGAGCGUCUGAGCCCAGAAAUGUUUGCUGGCCUCCACAACUUGCAGUAUCUGUAUUUGGAAUACAAUGUCAUCAAAGAAAUCUUAGCAGGCACUUUUGACUUGAUGCCAAAUUUGCAGUUGCUCUACCUGAACAACAAUCUUCUACGCAGCUUGCCAGCAUACAUAUUUACUGGGGCACCGCUUGCCAGGCUGAAUCUGAGGAACAAUCAUUUCAUGUACUUACCUGUAAGUGGUGUUCUUGAUCAGCUAAAAUCUCUUACACAAAUUGAUUUGGAAGGUAAUCCGUGGGACUGCACUUGUGAUUUAGUUGCUUUAAAACUGUGGCUUGAAAAACUAAAUGAAGGUAUUGUGGUGAAGGAAUUAAAAUGUGAAACACCUGUACAGUUUGCUAACAUUGAACUUAAGUCUCUGAAAAAUGAGAUCCUCUGUCCUAAACUUUUAAACAAGCCAUCUGCUCUGUUCACUAGUCCUGUGCCCGCUGUCUCUUUUACUACACCACUGGGACCAGUUCGGAGUCCUCCUGGUGGCCCAGUUCCAUUGUCCAUCCUAAUCUUAAGCAUAUUAGUUGUGCUUAUUUUAACAGUGUUUGUUGCUUUUUGUCUUCUUGUUUUUGUGCUUCGUCGCAACAAAAAACCAACUGUAAAGCAUGAAGGGAUUGGAAAUCAAGAAUGCAGUUCUAUGCAACUGCAGCUAAGAAAGCAUGAUCACAAGUCAAACAAAAAAGACGGACUAGGCGCAGAGGCCUUCAUUCCUCAAACCAUUGAGCAGAUGAGUAAAACCCAUACUUGUGGCUUAAAAGAGUCUGAAACGGGCUUCACGUUUGCUGAUCCACCAGGGCAAAAAGUCAUUCUGAGAAAUAUUAAUGACAAGGAGAAGGAUUUAUUGCAUGUGGACACAAGAAAAAGACUUAGCACAAUCGAUGAACUGGACGAGUUAUUCCCUGGGAGGGAUUCCAAUGUAUUUAUUCAAAAUUUCCUUGAAAGUAAAAAGGAAUACAACAGCAUAGGGGUCAGUGGCUUUGAAAUACGUUACCCAGAGAAACAACAAGACAAAAAAAACAAGAAAUCUCUAAUAGGUGGUAAUCAUAGUAAAAUUGUAGUAGAACAAAGGAAAAGUGAAUAUUUUGAACUAAAAGCUAAACUUCAAGGUUCACCUGACUACCUACAAGUCCUUGAAGAACAAACAGCUUUGAAUAAAAUAUAG